AUGGAAGAUUAUUACAAGCAAGCUAAUACUGAAGAAAAAGAUGUAUUUCAACAAUACAUUAACAAAUAUAUUUUAUUUUAUGGAACUACGUUAACAUUAACUACUGCCAUAACUUUCGCUGGUUGUCUCAUAGUGCCAUUAAUUCGGUCCCGCAGGUUUCCGCUAGAAAUAGAAUAUCCAUUUCGCGUUGAUUAUCAACCUAUAACGGCGAUGCUCUAUUUUCAUCAAGUACUUGGUAUGUAUCAGGUUACUUGUCAAGUGAGCGCAAAUGUUUUCCUCGCUCUUCUAAUAUGGUACACAACGGCUCGCUUUGAGAUCUUGACAAAUAAAUUCCGCACAGUCAUCAAGUAUUCUGAUUGGAAAACAUGCAUACAAGAACAUCAACGAUUUCCGCUAUCCGUAAAAAUUCAGUAUAUAAUUGUAUGUUUAACAUCAUUAAUAAAAGUAUUUCUGUGCGCUUGGCCGGCUGAUCAUCUAAUGAGAAUAAGUUCUAAUGUUGCUGAGGCAGCCUAUGAUUCAUUAUGGUAUAAUCAAAACAUUGAAUCUCAAAAGAUUAUGUUACAUACUUUGCUACAAUGUCAACGAGCUGUAGUUAUAUCUGUUCCUGGUUUACUAAAAGCUUUAACAUUUCAACAAUAUACUUCUGUAUGA
Atta colombica is the source of this 651-nucleotide messenger RNA. RefSeq lists its product as uncharacterized. Gene Ontology annotation, cellular component: plasma membrane. Lineage: Eukaryota; Metazoa; Arthropoda; Insecta; Hymenoptera; Formicidae. The transcript has 3 exons. Gene Ontology annotation, molecular function: odorant binding; olfactory receptor activity. Gene Ontology annotation, biological process: detection of chemical stimulus involved in sensory perception of smell; sensory perception of smell. The coding region runs from base 1 to 651 and encodes 216 amino acids. The record is from RefSeq and is a predicted model, not a curated record.